UUUUCUUCAAGUUUUGUGACGUCAUUGUCUUUAUAACCAAUUAUGACGUCAUAUAUUCUGUGUUAUUGUUACGUCAAUCUCGCCGUGCUUCACAACGCAACUCUCCUUGCGCGAUACUUUCUGAAGCGUUUUUCAAGAAGAACUUAACAGGCAAUUUAACAAAUUCAACUAUCUUUAUCAACUAUGGAAGCCUUUGACAUAGACUCAACACCGUACGAUUGGACAGAAAUAAAUACCCCUAAGUCUAGGGAAUUACUGGACGAACAUCUCCGGAGUUACCUGGACACCAUCACCAGGAUCAAAACAUUCAGAAUUAACACAGCUGAAUUUCUGGAGAAGUCGGGCUACGUGCAACUGAAACAGAUUGCACCAAACCCACAGACCGGUUAUAAUCACGGCGCCAUUGUCCAUCCUCCUCCGGCCACUAGAAAUGACCUGAUGACCCCAGAAUGGACAAGAUUCCUCCCCUAUUUUCCAGUUCAUCUGGAAAGAUCAUGCUACAUUAAACUGAAGCAGAUUGCGCCAAACCCACAGACAGGCUUCAAACACAGUUCUAUUGUGCCUCCUGCUCCGGCCACAAGAGAGGAGAUGAUGACUCCAGCGUGGUCAAAAUACCUCCCAACUUUACCAAAGUCCAAAUCGGCCCACGGCUGGACCAGUUUCCAACUCCAGGAAAAGGAAGAGGUUGAGCUGAGAGAGAAAAGUGACAUCCGAAACAAAAUAUGGUACAACCUCUUCUACAAGAAAGAUUACUCCAAGACUGAAAAUGAAUCUUUCUGGUUCAACGUUGUGAAGAAACACAGAUGGACGAAAUCCUUGCAUGACAUCGUUCUCACAGGUAGAGUGGGCGAUGACGUAACUACCUACCCCGCCACCAGCAGCUAUAGCGCGUGACUUGACAAUCAAGACAAGGAAUAAAUGAAAAGCUGUUUUGUGGAACCCAGUCGACAGUUUAAUAUAAAAAUCAAUGAGAUGAAAACAUAUUUACAGAACAGCUGUCGCUUUUAUUGACGUUGAAGUCCGCAAUUUUUAGGAAGAUCAUGAUGAACUCUUUAAACAUUUAGCUGUUUCGAAGCAAUUCUAUUUCUGAUUUAUUCUGAUUUAAUUUUAUGUUUUCGGAGGGAAACUAAUAUAAACUAUUUUGAUACAUCUUGUAUUAUCUUUAAAAUGUAAAAAGAAAAUAAAUUGAUCAGUUGA
Pecten maximus is the source of this 1197-nucleotide messenger RNA. RefSeq lists its product as uncharacterized. The transcript has 9 exons. Lineage: Eukaryota; Metazoa; Mollusca; Bivalvia; Pectinida; Pectinidae. The record is from RefSeq and is a predicted model, not a curated record. Bases 184 to 894 code for a protein of 236 amino acids.